Alternaria atra is the source of this 1044-nucleotide messenger RNA. RefSeq lists its product as uncharacterized. Gene Ontology annotation, molecular function: protein kinase activator activity. The transcript is spliced from 3 exons. NCBI's taxonomy places the organism in Eukaryota, Fungi, Ascomycota, Dothideomycetes, Pleosporales, Pleosporaceae. The record is from RefSeq and is a predicted model, not a curated record. Gene Ontology annotation, cellular component: cytoplasm; nucleus. Bases 1 to 1044 code for a protein of 347 amino acids. Gene Ontology annotation, biological process: signal transduction; cell division; positive regulation of protein phosphorylation.
AUGGCCUCUUUCUUCGCAAACGUUCGCCAAGGAUUGGCUGGUCGAUCCAACAAGGGCCAGCAGCAGCAGGGCAAAGGUGGCUCUGCAUCGCCAACAACUCCAUACUCAGCAUCACCAACUUCUCAACAACCUCCUGGCCAACCGCCCAUGCCCCAUUCUCCAGCUUUAUCGUCUGCCAUGUCGUUCGAAAGCCAAGGUGCCCCGUCGGAUGGGUCCGUGCCGUCUGGCUCCCGCAGACCGCCUUUCUUCUUCCGCGAAGAGUACUCCAACUUGAUCGUCAAGGGUAAUUUUAUGACUUUGGCUGCAAAGCCAAAGCUUGUUGAAGAGGGUGAAUGGCUCGCACAUCAGGUUGUCGAGCAGUACAGGCUACUGGAGCAAAUGAUUGAAAUCAUCAAAGUGGUAGACGACCGGACAGGCAAGCCUGUCUGCAAUCCAGAUACAUGCCCUACAAUGUCUGCCAGCGGCCAUACAUACACCUGGCUAGACAACAACAAGAAGCCCAUCAAGAUCCCCGCAAUUCAAUACAUCAACCUCGUACAAAAGUGGAUUGUAGGCAAGAUCAACGACCCCAACAUCUUCCCCACAGACACCACAGCCAUUUCCAUCGGAGCAUCAACGUACGCUUCUGGUUCGAUGACACCAACCUCAACCCCACAACCUCUCCCACCUACCAAUUCCAAUGCUCCAUUGUCUCAACUUGCAGGGCGCGAGUGGCUCGGCAAGUCGUCUGGUUUCCCCGAGACUUUUGAGGGUGAUAUCAAAAGUAUCUAUCGCCAGAUGAUGCGGUGCUAUGCGCACAUCUACCACGGUCACUGGCUAGACCCCUUCUGGAACGUGAGUGCGUACAAGGAACUCAACACCUGCUUCAUCCACUUUAUCAACGUCGGCAAGCUGUUCAACUUGAUUGGGGACAAGGAGAUCGAGCCCAUGCAGCCGCUGGUCGACCUUUGGGCUGAGAAGGGUCUGCUUCCGCCAAUCACAGCGGCCAAGGAGAACGCACCGCCCAAGAGCUCACACGGGCAGCAGGCUGCACCCGCGUCCUGA